This is a messenger RNA of Cuscuta campestris, 2211 nucleotides long. The record is from the annotation of a GenBank genome assembly. Lineage: Eukaryota; Viridiplantae; Streptophyta; Magnoliopsida; Solanales; Convolvulaceae.
CUAGCCUGUUAAGGCAGGGUAUGCUCUUACCCUUGUGGUGCUCAAGGGAAGAGAUAGCAUUGAAGUCUCCCCCAAGAAUCCAGUCAUCUGGGUUGUUGCUGUUGUAGUGGCUGAUUGCCUCCCAUAGUUGUUUCCUCUCCUCUCUUGUGUGUUUUCCAUAGAUCCCUGAGAGUAGGAAAUUUUUGUUGGUUUGUUUGCUAUGGAAGAGAACAUUAAGCAUUUGUCCCAUGUCUGUGUGCUUCUUGUAGGUCAGAUGUUGAUUGUGCCACAUGAUCCAAAUUCUAUUGCUGGAGCUAGAAAUGGAGUUGGAGAAUCCAAGUUCCAGCUGAAAUUUGGUCAGUUUAUCUGGGGAGGCUUUGGGUUCAAUGAUGGUGAGGAUGAUGAUUUUGUGUUUAGUGACCAGGAUGGUAUUAAAGGGGUGGCUGUUGUUGGUGGGGUAGGGAGGUCUUGGAUUUUACUUGUUGAAGAUAGUGACUGUAUUGUGCUUAGGAGGUUGGGAAUAUUCCGGCCAGGAUUCUGGCCUUCCAGCAAGGGGUUUGAUGAUAUGAGAUGGUCUCCCAAAGCUCUCAGUAGUGGUGUCAAGCUUAAUAGGGUUCCCAAAAAUGUGACCAAUUCUGUGCAAGGAGUCAGGCUUGGUCUCCCAAAGAAGAAGGAACCUGCUAAGGCCUUAGAGAAUCUUGAGGCCAGUAGGGUGACUUCUUCCUCUGAAAAGGAGACGCAAGGGAGACCUUUAAGCCGUUCAACUGCUGCUGGAGAUGAAACAUUUUUGGAGGGAAGAUGCUUGGAGAGUGCUGCUGGGGUUGUUGAUGGUGAAGCAGCAGUUGGAAGGCCAUUUGUGCCGAGUAGUGGUAGCCUUGCAGGUUUAACUUCGGAGGAUAAGAGAAAAUUAUCCAUGAAUGCAAAGGCAAUCAAUAUCCUUCAUUGCUCUCUUGGCCCGGACGAAUUUGCAAGAGUCAAUGAAGAUGAAGAAGAAACCCCUUUUCUCAAAUCUAGGGUUAAGAACAAAACCAUAAAUCUUGGAAUUGAAGAAAUUUGUGAAUGUUUUGAUAUUGUUGAUAACCGUGAUGGAUUUGAGACGUAUGAUAGGCAUGGUUGGGGCAUCAAGGGUGAUACUCUAGCUAGUUGUAUUGAUAGGCUACACAAUGGAGUUGAACAUUCCGGAAUUGUUAGGCCUAAAAGAGAAUUUUUGAAUGUUAAUCAACAAAUUCUUUUAAAAAUAUUAAAAGAAUGUCUUUUGCCUACCGGAAGCAAUGACUCCAUUGUUGGUAUGCUUGAGUGUGCCAUUGUGUAUCUCUUGAAAGUAGAAUCCCUUGUUAGGUUCCCUAUGAUGAUGAUGAACCAUAUGUGGGUUCACAAGGGUUAUGGACAACUUCCUUAUGGAAUGGCGUUGACCAAAGUGUUUCGAAGGGCCAAAAUCAAGCUUGAAAAAUACAAAGGAAGGAACUAUGAGUACAAGAAGAUGGAUGCCACAAGUCUUCGACGAUCAAAGAUCUUUCAACACUUUGAUGGAUUUCACACCGAAGCUUCUUACAACCGAAUUUCGGUAGAAAAGAGAAACCGAUGGAGAUGUGAGAACAACUUAAGUAAAUUUGCAAGUUCUUCCUCUUCAAAUCCCCGUCCAAGCGUUGAAGUUCCUCCACGUACUUCUUCCAUGCCUCGCUCCCGUUCUACACAUGCAAAAAUUGAUCCUUCCUUGAAGAAGUACAUGGAUGAGAAGAUAGCCCAAAUGGAGGAAAGCAUCACAAAGAAGCGAAGAAUUGAGCCGCCGAUCAUGCUGUUGUUGAGGAAGGAGAUUCUGUUGAGAGAUGAAGGUAGCCUUCCGGUGGUGCUAUCCAUCUGUGGAUUUUGGGAUAACGAGAGGAUGGUUGAAUGAGCAGAAUUUCUUGCGGGAGCCUCCAGGAUGCGUACUUCUGCAAUUUUUUUGGAGCUCUGCUUAGAAUCCAAGAUUGAAGUUGACCAACACAUUCCUCUAUUAUCUUCCUGUUGCUCCAGAUUGAGUUGUUGUGAAUUCUUCUAUUUCUUUCUUUCCAAAUGUUGAAUAGAAUGAUGCCGGGAAGGAUGCCUUUUAGCCAGUCGAAGAGAUUAUUUGUUUUGAAGUUCGUCCACCAGAGUUGAAGGUAUGCAUUAGUUCUGUGGGUGGUUUGCCAUGGUAUUUUAAAAAUCCAUUCAAAGUAUUUCCAAAUUUCUCUUGAGUAAAUGCACUGAAUUAGU